AAAACACACACUCGAACACUUGUUCAACACAGAGUACAUUCUGUUCUGUCCCUCCACAGACACUGUGUGCAAAAUGGCGGCCAAAGCCCUGCACCUCCCCAAAUCAACCCCCCUCCUAAACCCACCUCCAAAACCCCUCAUAAACCCUAACCCUAAUCAUCUCCACUUCCCCAAAUCCCCAAUUUCACUCCCGCCCCUCAAAUCCGCCUCCAUUUCCCAAUUCGACCCGAUUCUCGCAACCUCACCAAGCACCCGUGUUCGUAUCCUCUCUGAAGCCCUCCCUUUCAUCCAGAAGUUUCGAAACAAAACGAUUGUGGUCAAGUACGGUGGGGCUGCCAUGAAAUCAGGUAAUCUCCAAGCUUCUGUUAUUGCUGAUCUUGUUCUUUUGUCCUGUGUUGGUAUGCGCAUUGUUUUUGUUCACGGGGGUGGCCCCGAAAUUAAUCUUUGGCUUGCGAAACUCGGGAUUAAGCCCAAUUUCUUGAAUGGCUUGAGGGUAACUGAUGCUUCCACUAUGGAAAUUGUGUCUAUGGUUUUAAUUGGCAAACUUAAUAAAAUGUUGGUUAGUUUGAUUAAUAAGGCCGGGGGGACUGCGGUGGGGUUAUCGGGGAUUGAUGGCAGGUUGUUGACUGCUUCGCCUGCGGUUAAUGCUGAGGAGUUGGGGUUUGUGGGGGAUAUUGCAGAGGUUGAUUCCAGUGUUAUUAGGCCUUUGAUUGAUAAUGGAUGUAUCCCGGUUAUUGCUUCUGUGGCGGCCGAUGGGAAUGGCCAAAUGUAUAAUAUUAAUGCGGAUACGGUGGCUGGCGAGCUGGCUGCAGCAUUGGGUGCGGAGAAGUUGAUUUUGUUGACUGAUGUUGUCGGGAUUUUGGAGGAUCGGAAUGAUUUAGGGAGUUUGGUUAAGGAGAUUGAUAUUAAGGGUGUGAAGAAGAUGAUGGAAGAGGGGAAGAUUGCGGGUGGGAUGAUUCCCAAGGUGAAUUGUUGUAUUAGGUCACUUGCGCAAGGGGUGAGAACUACGAGUAUUAUUGAUGGUGGGUUGGAACAUUCCUUGUUGCUUGAGAUUUUGACGGAUGAAGGUGCUGGUACUAUGAUCACUGGGUAAUAUUGUGUUUUGUAUAAUUAUUUUGUGCUUUUGGAGUUGCAAAGAUUUGAUCAUUGUUCUAUGGCUUUUUUUUAUUUUUUAAUUUAAAAUCAUCUAUCCAGUCCAUGUUCAGAAUGUACCAACUACCAAGACUGUUUCUCAGAUAUGUUAAAUAUAUCUGGUGUUUUCUGUAUAUAUGUUGUCGUAUAAUUUGUUCUGAACUUUAAACCGGAGGAAUUGAUAUGGUUAGUGCAAUAAUUGGAACAUCAUCUUCUCUGUA
Molecule: messenger RNA, 1352 nt
Organism: Daucus carota subsp. sativus
Lineage: Eukaryota; Viridiplantae; Streptophyta; Magnoliopsida; Apiales; Apiaceae
Product: acetylglutamate kinase, chloroplastic
Exons: 1
Coding region: 74-1093 (339 amino acids)
Biological process (GO): L-arginine biosynthetic process
Cellular component (GO): cytoplasm; chloroplast thylakoid
Molecular function (GO): ATP binding; acetylglutamate kinase activity
Source: RefSeq, a predicted model, not a curated record